Messenger RNA from Columba livia (rock pigeon), 9194 nucleotides. RefSeq names its product NMDA receptor synaptonuclear signaling and neuronal migration factor (gene NSMF). Gene Ontology annotation, molecular function: protein binding. Gene Ontology annotation, cellular component: cytoplasm; nucleus. Gene Ontology annotation, biological process: positive regulation of neuron migration; regulation of neuronal synaptic plasticity. NCBI's taxonomy places the organism in Eukaryota, Metazoa, Chordata, Aves, Columbiformes, Columbidae. The transcript is spliced from 16 exons. Bases 146 to 1756 code for a protein of 536 amino acids. The record is from RefSeq and is a predicted model, not a curated record.
GCGGGGGCAGCGCGGCGGGGCGGGCCGGGGGCGCCGCGGCAUGGCGGGGCGCUGAGGGACGGGCGGCGGGCGGGCGGCAGCGAGGGGCGGCGGCGCGCCCCGGCACCCGGCCCCGCCGCGGCAUGGGCAGCCGCGGGGUUGUGCGAUGAGCGCUCCCCCGGCGGCUUCCCCCCGCGCGAAUAUGGGCACAGCCGUGUCCAAAAGGAAGACGCUGAGGAACGAGGCCAUGUCGUCGGUGGCGGCCAAAGUGAGAGCAGCAAGGGCUUUUGGAGAAUAUCUGUCACAAAACCAUCCUGAAAGCAGAAACGGCUCAGAUCACCUGCUAGCAGACUCCUACAUUGGCCAGGAGGACUCCCCCGAGAUGCAGCAGGCAGCACAGAACAAGCGCAGGCUCUCCGUCAUCUCCGACGGCAAGUUCGAGAGGAGCUUCUCCGAGGAGCAGGCGGAGAAGAUGCCAAGCGAGGGACCGAAGCCGCGAGUCUACACCAUCUCUGGCGAGAGGCCGAUGCUGUCGGACCAUGAGAACGAAAGCGUGGAACUGGUGGUGAUGAAGGGGGCUGCCCAAGAAGAAUGCCACCACGGCCACCACGUGCACGGCGCGGGCGGCUCUCACGGUGUCGGGCGGCACUGCCGGGGCUGGCCCGGCAGCCGGCAGGGCUCCAAGGAGUGCCCGACCUGCACCCGCCUGGCUGCCCCUUCUCAGCAUUCCUUUGACCUGGAGCAGCAUCAGUCCGGCGAGACCGGGUGGCACAGAAAGAGGCUGGAGAGGAUGUACAGUGUGGAUCGGGUGUCUGAUGAUGUCCCCAUACGAACCUGGUUCCCAAAAGAGAACCUCUUCAGUUUUCAAACCGCUACUACAACUAUGCAAGCCAUCUCGGCGUUCAGGGGCUACGCAGAGAGGAAGAGACGGAAACGAGAGAAUGAUUCUGCAGCUGUUAUACAGAGGAAUUUUCGGAAGCACCUCCGCAUGGUGGGGAGCCGAAGGGUUAAAGCACAAACAUUUGCUGAACGGCGUGAGAGGAGCUUCAGCAGGUCCUGGAGUGACCCGACUCCCAUCAAAGCUGAUUCCUUCCAUGACUCUCGAGAAAGCCAUGACCUUCAGGAUUCCUGCGGCACUUUGGAUGGUGACUUCGACUUGAACUGGGAAGCAGAAAAGGAGCUUGAAGCCAUGGCAUGUGAUGGAGAUGACUUUAUUCCACCAAAAAUAAUGCUCAUUUCUUCCAAGGUGCCCAAAGCAGAGUAUGUCCCGACAAUUAUCCGCAGGGACGAUCCCUCUAUCAUUCCCAUUCUCUACGACCAUGAACAUGCCACCUUUGAUGACAUCCUAGAGGAAAUAGAAAAGAAGCUUAACAUUUAUCGGAAAGGCUGCAAAAUCUGGAAGAUGCUGAUAUUUUGCCAGGGAGGUCCUGGUCACUUAUAUUUGUUAAAGAACAAAGUCGCCACUUUUGCCAAAGUGGAAAAGGAAGAAGAUAUGAUCCUCUUCUGGAAGAGGUUGAGCCGGCUGAUGAGUAAAGUCAAUCCUGAACCAAAUAUCAUUCACAUCAUGGGCUGCUAUGUUCUUGGAAACCCCAAUGGGGAGAAGCUAUUUCAGAAUCUGAAAAACUUAAUGAAUCCUUAUAGGGUUGCCUUUGAGUCUCCACUUGAACUAUCAGCUCAAGGUAAGCAAAUGAUCGAGACUUACUUUGACUUCCGCCUUUACCGCCUCUGGAAGACCCGCCAGCACUCUAAACUAUUGGAUUACGAUGACAUUUUAUGAGCUGGAGAAGACUUUUGUGAGAGGAAGUUGAUCACCGGUGUCCAAGAAGUCAUGCUUAUCGCAGAGAGACUCUUUUAUUGGCACGGGGAGCCCUUCAGAGCCCUAAAGGAGGCAGCGGCGCUCAAGGAAGGGGAGAAGGAGCCCUUAGAAUGUGUCGGGAGGAAAGUCUCCUGGGUCAAGAGAGACUGGAGGGCAAGGGUUUGGCACCGCGCUGGGCUCGGGUCAGAGCCGCGGGGCCUCAGGAGGAGCCGUGCGAGACGAGGACAGGACGGAGUUCCUUGCAGAACUGAGCUGUUUUGGGUCAGAAUGGGCCAGAUUUGAUUCCGGGUCCUUUUAAAGACUUUCAAAGCUCAGGUUUUCUUACAAAAAACAAAAUCAAUUACCCAUGCACUAUAAUGAAGAAGUGACCAGAGCAGAGGGGUUUGUACUGAUGGGAUCUUCUGUGCUGGGGAUCUUGGAGAGCAAGGACUGCUACACCUACUCCUGCAAGCUUAGAUCAAGAUGAUCCAGUUUCAAUGUGAAUAUAUAAUGGAAUAUAGAAUUGAAAUCUAACUUUUUGUUUGUUUGUUUAAUAGCAAAUAAGUGCAAUUUUAUAGCGAGAGGGGUAAAAUCCCUCCCAAUAUUAAAUUAGUUAAAAAUAACACACCAGUAACCAAUAGAUGAGGUAUUUUUGGUCUGCUUGAAAAUAUAUUCAAAAUGGUAAUAUAUCUUCUGUAGACAUAUUUAAUCACCAGCAAACGUGGUUUUAACGUAACUUAGCAGACCCUGCAUGUCUGCUGCAUUGAUUAAUCCGGUUUGGUUCAUUACUUUCAGACUAGCUGUGUGCACUAAUUGUAUGUGCUCUCACGAAUGUGUAUUUCUCCUCCAAUUAGACACAACUUGAUUACUUUCUAUUUUGCUGCUCGCAAAACUACGGGACUUUAGUUUUGCAGAAAUACUUUAGGUUAGAAAUACGGCGCCUGGCCGAGCAACCUCUGCCGGGUUCGCUACGGUAUGAAAACGAAUUAGCAGUUAAUAGCCAUGGUAAUUACUCGUUCAUGCCCGCGUUUGGCUGUGUGAUGGGUUGAGUUCUGCGCCCGGCCUGUGCGGCGAUGCGACCGGCGGAACCCCCGAGGGGACCGUCCCUGCGGCAUUGGGAAUAAAGCUCCGGAGGAUGCGGUGCGGGGUUGUAGCACGAGUUUGACUCUUCCCCAUGUUCACUUGGUUGUUAUUUGUGUAUAAACCACCUCUUUUCCGACGCUAAAAAGACCCUUUUAUUGGUCUGAGCUGCUCGCGUCCCUUCCCGCAUAGGACAGAGUAAACCCAAAGCUUUGUCAGAGCGGUUUGAGAACCCACGUUUGUACUUGAUAUUUGACGGGUUUUUUGGGGAAUAUAUUUACUUUUUGUUUCUUUAGGUUGCUUUUUGUUUGGGGAAGGGUUCAUUUAACCUUCUACUCUCCUGUUCAGAGGACAAAUACUACUUAGAGUCUGUACAGGUCACUCUGGCCAUUCUGGGUGGUGAUGCACGUUAUUUCUAAGUAAAACGUAACUGCAGAAUAACUGGGAAGGAUGAGCUUGUUUUCCUAAUUUCCUGGUAUCUAAAAUUAGUUGAUAGUGAAGGAAAAUAUAUGUACAAAUCUCUUAAAUACUUACAAAAAGAACUCAUCGUUCUGAUCUGUAGUGUUCCUUCCCCCGUGACAUAUCCGUGGUUGUGAUUUUGGGGAGCAGAGUGGCUAGAACUGCUGAACCCUGUACAUUUAUAGCAGUUUUUAUAGCAAAACUUGUGAAGAAACGAUGUACAUAGAGUAAGUGAGGAGAGGAAUAGGUGGAGGGAGAUGGUUUAAAGGUACCCAAAGCAACGUAUUGAAGCAAACAGGCGCGGGCUGCGGUCGGGAGCUGUUCGGAAGCCACUGGCCCGACCUGGGGGGUUUGGUGGCCGCGUCUCGUCCCUGGCCGGACUCUGACCCUCUUGACUUGGUCACACGUUCCAGGCUUGUGGUGAAGAGGGUAACGGGCACCAGGCUGUAGCUUUGGGAAGAAAACGCCCGAUAUAAAACACAAAACAAAAUUUAUGCCGGUUCUGUUAUUUAGCUGCGCCGGUGGGGCUGCGGGUGCGAGAGAACACGAAGCGAUGGGGAGAAGGAAAUGUGGCGGCAGGAUGGACAUGCUGACACAAAACUCCCCCUUUUUGACCCUUUCACCUCCCGUGGUUGUGCUCCACGGGAGACAAACUGUUCUUCCCCUCUCUUUUCUAAAGUGAAAUCCCCAUUUGGUGAACUUGGUAGCAUGAAUGUAGCAUUGUGGAUCUAUUGAAAGUCCCAUUGAGCUCCGAAAGGGACCGUUUAUGUCUCCACUGCGGUGGUUUCUCUGUAGAACUAUUGUAUAUCUAUUCUCAUUGACCACGUGUAGAACUAGGGGUGCCAUGUAGAAAGGUAGAUUGUACAGUUGCGUAACUCCUGUAGGAAGAUGUAUGUUUGAAUGAACUUUACGGGCUGUUUAACUGGUGCGGUUGACUGUAGUAUAAUGACAAACAAUGAACGCAUUUCUCUCUUUUCCAAAGAUCUAUAUUCCUCAUAGUUUGUGAUGUUUAUGACAUGAGCGUAUUAUUUCCUUUGUAGCAUUCAUUUGACUAAAGAGAUGAAAUAUUCUCAAAGCUGUGACUGGGAAGACAAUGGUGUUUCGAUGUUUGUUGUGCAAAUAGUGUCGUUGAAGUGAACCAUUUCUGAGAGAGCAAGACAAAUUCCUUCCCCUUUUUGAUGGGUUGAAUUUUUCGAGUGGCUGCUGGGAAAGGAUCAGCAAAGGACAGGAUGAUAAUAAAUUGUAAUUAUUUAAACUUUAGAGUUAAAAAUAGAGCGUGUAAGACCCUCUCUUGGGCUGCCUGCUCUGUUGGAGGACCCGCGGCCCCAUCGCGCCAUCACGCUCAGCCGCAGCGUGGGGAACGGCGGCCGCGGCUCCUCUGUGCUCUGGGUUUGCUUUUAGCAAGGGCAGGAGAAACGAGGACACCCGGUGAACCCUGGAGAGCGGCAGGUUAAACCGGGAUGGUUAAACUGGGCGCCACCCAUGGCCGUUCACCCCAACCGCGGGUGGGUUCUGCGGCUCGUGCCGUGCGGCAGCGCUGGAUGGGACCCCAAGCCCUUCCCUGCCCCGAUGGGCGGCAGCGGCGUCUGCUGGUUGUGUUGUGGGCUGGGGUUGUACCCUGAGAGAGGAGAAGGGUGGGCAGCGAGUGCCCCGUCUGCUGCCCCGAGCAGCCCCGGCCGUGUCCUCUGCAGAGAACAUUCACUCGGCUGUGAGAGGUGUCGUCUUCUUGGAUGUAGCGCUUGUCUUGUACGGGGUUUUCCGGAGAGGCUUUUCUCUUUGCCUCUUGUUCAGUUGGGAAGAAAACUGGGGGAAAAAGAAAACUCAAGUUACCUGAGGGAUGUAGAAAUAGGUGGAAAAUUGCGAUAAAGCUUUUUGCAGCCUGUCCUCAAGCUGAAGCCACCAACUGCAGCCACCAACUUCCCUUUGCAGCCGGGAAACGGAGUUAGCAGAUAAUCCCUUCCUGCCUUAAAAACCAAAACAGCCCCCCCAAAAAACCACAACAACAAAAACCCAACAAACGCAAAAAUUGAGAAAUCCUUGAAAUCCUUGCAUCUCCAGCAAAACAUGUGUGUGCAGAAGGCAGCAGCCAGCGCUUUGCCCUGUGUGAGGACUUGCACCCCCAGAUUCUGCCUCCAGCGCCCACGGGGGCUCUGCCUCUGCCAGGGGACUCUGGAAAUGAAUUUGUUCUUCCUUUCUCAGCCUGGACAUGUUGCCCGGAGCUCAGCACAGGUUUCCUGCACCAGGGGCCUCUGGAGUUCACGUGUUCCCAUCGUCCCUUCACACGCAGAUGUUCCUGUGGUGGGGGGAGAUGCUCCCCCUUGGUUGCCUGCACUUCCUUUGCCACGUGCGGCGAAGCGUGAGGUGUCACCGUGUGGUCCGGGCGGUGCUGGCGUCCCCGGCUCCUGGCACGCAGCCACGGCACAAAUAGCUGCUGCCGUUUGGGACGUGACUGCGCCGGUGACCUGUGGCUGGGAGUUCCUGUUCCCAAGGCUGAGCUGGCACAGAGGCGGCAAACGCUGCUUUGUCACCUUUGGGCAACACAAGUGGGGUUAGUUGAAAGAAUGGAAAAUGCUGAUUUUUAAAUAGCCAGCCCAGCGGGAUCUGGAAAUGGGAGCGUGUCCUUAAUCCUGGCCCAGACGGGGAGGAACGACAGGCUUGCUCUGCUCUCUUGGUGUAAACAUUCAGCCCAUCAAAACCCAGUUUAAGAGUCACGCUUACAUGUUAUUCAUGAUAUAUCAUCCAGGAUAAAGUAUGUUACCCUUAUGAAUAAAAAAACCCUCCAGGGCCCUUGGCACGCGUCGCCGGGACAUCAGAGGAUGUGCUGGGUUGUGUCAUCCUUCCUGGAGCCAUUGGACCAGGACACAGAUUUGCAGGGACCCGUGAAGCUGAGUUGCUGUGGACUCCGAGUUUUGCAGUGACGUUCCCUGCAGCCGAGGAUGCAGACAGCCCUUCCUGCAGGACGCCACGCAGCGAUCCCCCAAGGGACAGCGAGCGGCAGCAUCAUUUUCCACGCCAUCUGUAAAAAGCUGUUUGUGAUGCUGUUUCUUGUCCCGCUGACCGCAGGGCAGCCGUGGCUUUCUGUGUCUCCGUGGGAGCGUUUGUGAAUUCUCCGUUGUGGAAACACAAGCCAAAGUCAACUGGAAACUGUUACAGUCUGGCUGACAAGUCAGCUCGUUAGUAAUAUUGUAUACUCCAGCUAAGCGAGGAAAUGGGUGGCUUAAUGACCAUGAACCUGGCUGCAAUCAUCGUUACUCCCAGGUAACCCUGCUGUGUAAUCAUCUCUGUUAAUAGUAAGAUACCAGAGGUCCCUGUCUCUGCCGAAAACGCCAGUGUACAACCUCUUGCCAAGGUUGUGUAUGACCUGUUGAAGAGUGACAGGAGCCAGUGGCGGCUUUGAUUCCAAAAUAAACUCAGCCGAACGUCCUGCCAAUCAGUGUGAAAACCUUCAAGACCACAAGGAAUCAACAUUAUGGACGUUAAAUGCAAGGAAUCCAUCUGAAGAGACGCUAAUUUGCUCUUUUUCCUAUGUUUAGUAAAUUUUGAAGAAUUAAUACCACCUAAUGAUUUUUCACAUUAUUGUCUUGUUUUCAGAGCAUCCUUAAGACUGUCAUACGUAAGGACAGGUAAGACCCAUCCGGGCUUGUCUGAUGUUGGGGAGGCAGGCCCAGUUAGUUCAUGGGGCACUGCAGUCUGUCUUCCUUUUCUCAGUGUCCGGACAAACUGGUGAUUAAUCACAGCAGUAAUGGCCCUGGGAACCUUCAGCUAGAGGAGCCUCUUCAGCUGAGCAAAGCCGGGGUGUUUGCAGGGCCCCUCAGGCAGCCGCUCGGGGGCGACCCUCCCGGGAUCCACCAGCACCCACAGCGAUAACCCUGCUCUGGGCUUCCUGUGGGUUUCAGUGGUGUUUUCCUCCUGUGGUUGUGCUGUGGAAGUGUUGAGUUGUAAUUGGGGAAUCCGGAAUAUUGUGUCCAGUUGUGGCCCCUCAGUUCCAGCAGGACAGGGAACUGCUGGAGAGAGUCCAGCGCAGCCACCAAGAUGCUGAAGGGAGUGGAGCAUCUCCCGUGUGAGGAAAGGCUGAAGGAGCUGGGGCUCUGGAGCUGGACAAGAGGAGACUGAGGGGGGACUCAUUCCUGGGGAUCAAUAUGGAAAGGGGGAGUGUCAGGAGGAUGGAGCCAGGCUCUUCUGGUGACAACCAGUGACAGGACAAGGGGCAAUGGGUACAAACUGGAACACAGGAGGUUUCGCUUAAAUAUGAGAAGCAACUUCUUCCUGGUGAGGGUGGCAGAGCCUGGCCCAGGCUGCCCAGGGGGUUGUGGAGUCUCCUUCUGUGCAGACAUUCCAACCCGCCUGGACACCUUCCUGUGUAACCUCAUCUGGGUGUUCCUGCUCCAUGGGGGGAUUGCACUGCAUGAGCUUUCCAGGGCCCUUCAACCCCUGACAUUCUGGGAUUCUGUGAAUGAGACCGAAGUGCUGUGGUGCUGAGGAGGCUGUGGCCACCAGCCAGGAGCUGGUCAUGGCCACGGUCACCCCGGCCUUUGGCUCAGGACCAGCACAGAUACAUGUUGGUGGUUUUUCAAAAAGCUUCAGUAGGAAGUGUGGGGUUGUUAGAUUGUUUUUGUGGGCUUGUUAGAUUACUUUUUUUUUUUAGUGCUAAAACUCAUUUGUAGCAAUUCAGUCGCCACUACAGGGUCCUGUUAGCUGGAGCAGAGCUGGGAAUUCAAGGACGGGUAUCUUUGCCCUUACAUUUGAUAUACCCUAAAAUCACCACAGAUAAGCAUAGCCAAGCAAGGCCCUUUGAGUACGGAUCCUGCUCCCUGCAUUUGCUGUGCCCCCUGUGCUAAUGAGAUGCUAUUUUGCUGGGUGUUAAACGCGAGCGACUGAAGAAACUGAGUCGGUUUGUUGUUCCCCAUCCUGGGAGCCCAGGCUGGAGUCGUACCCGAAUGAGCAGGAUGGGGCUGUAGUUUUUCCGCUGUGUGUUUCCUGUUGUUCUUUAACACUGUUCCUGGAACUGGGUGACUUCAUUUGUGAUAUCAAGCAACGGGCGCAGCACAAACCAAGGUCUCGCAGGGCUGGGAGUCCGUCUGCUUUUAGGAUCUUGACUGUGUCCCCUCAGAGUUCAGGCACCAGUUGUCAUUUCCAGCUCCUCUGCGGGCCGUCCCUUUGCUGCUGCAGAGCCGCCAGCCAGGGGACAGCAGCGAUUUUCUGUGUGUGUAACAAGUGGAAAAGGCAGCAGCGCAAGCUUUGAAAAAGGAUCUGGUAAUGUGGGGAAGGAUAGGUUAUAUCUGGUAAUGCUCCCGAACUCUCAGAUAUCUGAGUAAGUGACUUUUAUCCAGGUGAAAAAAAGAAGCUUAGUUGUCGAAAUAAUAGGGAGAAAAACCCCCAGACCACCCAAGUGUGAGUAGUUCUUGACCAUCUGGCAAGCCGUGUGGAGAUAAAGGUCUCGCUGGUCUGAUGCUGCCUCAGAUGGAGCUGGCACAUCCUGCUCCUUCCAGAGCCAGGCUCAGGUGCAGGGUGACGUUGCUGCGUCCAUCCCCAGAACAUACGCGUGAGGAGCUGGAAACGGCCCCAAGAGUGGCCCUGGGUUAGAGCUCAACCUGAGACACGCUGCUCGGGGCCAACACUCUCUAACAGCGAGUUUUGAAAACAAAGAUUGUAAGAUCCAAGGGCUCGGUGGCCCUGGACCAGCAGGUUGGCCCCUUGGGAGCAGUCCCUGGUUUCUGAGGUGUUUUCUGGCUGGGGCAAACCAGCUAUGGCACUGGAGACAUCUGCCAUCUCGUUUCUCUGAGACUAUCUGCUGCUUUGUGUAUAAUAACCAGGUUUCAAAUAACAUGAAUGUUUCUAGGUUUUAAGAUGUGAUUUAAUAAAAAGAGCUGUUUCUGGGAAA